Molecule: messenger RNA, 1134 nt
Organism: Penicillium brevicompactum
Lineage: Eukaryota; Fungi; Ascomycota; Eurotiomycetes; Eurotiales; Aspergillaceae
Gene: preB
Product: alpha-factor pheromone receptor STE2
Exons: 1
Coding region: 1-1134 (377 amino acids)
Biological process (GO): G protein-coupled receptor signaling pathway
Cellular component (GO): membrane; G protein-coupled receptor homodimeric complex
Molecular function (GO): pheromone binding; mating-type factor pheromone receptor activity
Source: RefSeq, a predicted model, not a curated record
AUGGAACCAUUAGUGCCGUUCGAUCCAUACACUCAAAAUGUCACCAUGCGACAUGCAGAUGGCAGUGCCUUCAACGUGAGUGUGCCGAUGCUGAACGUCUUCGUGCAAUACAAUGUACGGGUGUGCAUCAACUACGGCGUUCAAUUUGGGGCAUCACUGGUUUUGCUGGUCAUACUUCUGCUCCUGACCCACGCCGACAAACGACGCUCAGUUGUUUUCAUCUUGAACGGUCUCGCGCUUUUAUUCAAUAGCGUCCGCCUACUCUUCCAAGUCAUUCAUUUCGAAACCGAUUUUGAGAAAAUCUACGAGUACUUCGCUCAGGACUACUCGGCUGUGCCAGCAAGUGCAUAUGCCAUUUCCAUUGUGGCCACGGUCUUCUUGACGCUGGUCAUAAUUUGCAUCGAAGUCUCGCUGGUGCUUCAGCUGAACGUGGUGUGCUCUACACUGCGUCGUCGAUACAGACGUCCCCUCCUCGGUCUCUCUGUGCUGGUUGCUCUGGUGCCAACCUUGUUCCGUUUCUGGUUCAUGGUGCAGAACUGCAAAUUGAUCAUCUCACUGAACUACAUGUCGCAAAUCUGGUGGAUCGAAAGCAUAACCAACAUCAGCUUGACAGUCAGCAUCUGCUUCUUCUGCACCGUCUUCGUCGUCAAGCUCGGCUUCGCGAUCAACCAGCGUCGCCGACUCGGAGUCCGCGAAUUCGGUCCCAUGAAAGUCAUCUUCGUCAUGGGCUGCCAGACCACGAUUGCCCCAGCCAUCUUCUCCAUUGCGCAAUACUACAUCACCGUCCCAGAAUUGAACUCCAAUGUCGUGACCCUGGUCGUCAUCUCCCUCCCACUCUCGUCAAUCUGGGCCGGUGCUGCCCUCGAGAGCUCCCGCAAUCUCCACAGCCGAGACCAGCGCCGCCGCAACUUCUGGCGCUCCCUUGCUGGUGGUGCCGACAGCCCCACCGUUCCAUCCAAUGAUAGCCCUACAAGUCUUUCGUCCAUGGGUGCUGCUCAGACUCUUUGCUAUUCGGAUCGUACUUCGACAACCAAGGGCUCACCGACCUCGCGUGAUAGUGACGCAUUUUAUGGGAUUGCAGUGGAGCACGAUAUCUCAGUCAACCACGCGCAGAAGAAACAUUCAUUGGUUUGA